AUGAGAGAAAUCAUCAGUCUUCACGUCGGUCAGGCCGGUAUCCAAAUCGGUAACAGCUGCUGGGAGCUUUACUGUAUGGAACAUGGUAUCAACCCUGAUGGCCGUAUCCCCACUGAUCAAGAAGUCAACGACCACUCCUUUGCUACCUUCUUCAGCGAGACCAGCUCUGGCAAGCAUGUUCCCCGUACUGUCUUUGUGGAUUUGGAACCUACUGUGGUUGAUGAAGUUCGCACUGGUACCUACCGUCAACUCUUCCACCCGGAGCAAUUGAUUACUGGCAAGGAGGAUGCUGCUAACAACUACGCUCGUGGUCAUUACACUGUUGGCAAGGAACUCGUCGACUCUGUGUUGGAUCGUGUUCGCAAGUUGGCUGAUAACUGCAGCGGUUUGCAAGGUUUCCUUGUCUUCCACUCCUUUGGCGGUGGCACUGGUUCCGGUUUUGGUGCCUUGUUGAUGGAACGUUUGUCUGUGGAUUAUGGCAAGAAGUCCAAGCUUGAAUUCUCUGUCUAUCCUGCUCCUCAAGUCUCCACUGCUGUUGUUGAGCCCUACAACUCCAUCCUCACCACCCACACUACUUUGGAGCACUCUGAUUGUGCCUUCAUGGUUGACAAUGAAGCUAUCUAUGACAUUUGCCGUCGUAACCUCGACAUUGAACGUCCCACUUACGCCAACCUCAACCGUUUGAUUGCUCAAGUCGUCUCUUCUAUCACCGCUUCAUUGCGUUUCGAUGGUUCCCUUAAUGUCGAUUUGAACGAGUUCCAAACCAACUUGGUGCCUUAUCCUCGUAUCCAUUUCCCUCUCGUCACCUAUGCUCCUAUCAUCUCCGCUGCUAAGGCUUACCAUGAACAACUCUCCGUUCCUGAAAUCACCUAUGCUUGCUUUGAACCUAACAACCAAAUGGUCAAGUGUGAUCCUCGCCAUGGCAAGUACAUGGCUUGCUGCUUGCUUUACCGUGGUGAUGUCGUUCCCAAGGAUACCAAUGCCGCCAUUGCUUCCAUCAAGACCAAGCGUACUAUCCAAUUCGUCGAUUGGUGCCCUACUGGUUUCAAGGUCGGUAUCAACCACCAACCCCCUACCGUUGUCCCUGGUGGCGAUCUUGCAAAGGUUCAACGUGCUGUGUGCAUGCUCAGCAACACCACCGCCAUUGCCGAAGCUUGGGCUCGUCUCGAUCACAAGUUCGACUUGAUGUAUGCCAAGCGUGCCUUUGUCCACUGGUAUGUUGGUGAAGGUAUGGAAGAAGGUGAAUUCUCUGAAGCUCGUGAGGAUUUGGCUGCCCUUGAGAAGGAUUACGAGGAAGUUGGCUCUGACUCUCUUGGUGAUUCCGAGAUCGAGGAGGAAGAAGUCGAGUACUAA
Molecule: messenger RNA, 1353 nt
Organism: Lichtheimia ornata
Lineage: Eukaryota; Fungi; Mucoromycota; Mucoromycetes; Mucorales; Lichtheimiaceae
Product: tubulin alpha-1A chain
Exons: 5
Coding region: 1-1353 (450 amino acids)
Biological process (GO): microtubule cytoskeleton organization; mitotic cell cycle
Cellular component (GO): cytoplasm; microtubule
Molecular function (GO): GTP binding; structural constituent of cytoskeleton
Source: RefSeq, a predicted model, not a curated record